Molecule: messenger RNA, 519 nt
Organism: Parnassius apollo (apollo)
Lineage: Eukaryota; Metazoa; Arthropoda; Insecta; Lepidoptera; Papilionidae
Source: the annotation of a GenBank genome assembly
AUGCGAGGCAUAAAUCUUCAAUCCAGUUACAGAGUAACACCUAAUGAUGAAGAACCUUAUAGAUCGGUGGGGGCGGUGGUCACGGAAGUUGAACUUGACAUUUUAACAGGAGAACAUGAAAUUUUAAGGGUCGACAUUAUGCAAGAUGUUGGUUUGAGUAUAAAUCCACAAUUGGACAUCGGGCAGAUAGAGGGGGCGUUUAUUAUGGGAACUGGUUAUUGGACUUGUGAGCACUUGAUGUAUGAUAAUAAAACUGGAGAAUUGAUCACUGAUCGGGCUUGGAAUUAUCAUGUGCCUCUAGCUAAAGAUAUACCUAUUGACUUCAGAAUUAAGCUGCGAAAAAAUUCAUUCAAUCCAGUUGGUACUUUGGGAGCUAAAUCGGUGACAGAACCACCUACAUGCUUGGCAGUCAGUGUAGCUUUUGCUUUAAGGGAAGCUAUAGUUGCAUCGCGCGAAGAUACUGGGUAUUCAAGGACGGAGUGGUUUGAAGUUGGUAAGGCAAUAAGCAAUGUUGAUUAG